AUGGCAUCUUCAAAUUUCCCAGCAAGAACCCAUACCACCACCCGCUCAUUUACCUACUCGUACAUUCAUAUUCAGCCCUCAUCCCCCUCAAAACCUUAUAUCCUCUUUCUCCAUGGAUUUCCCUCCUCAUCAUAUGACUGGCGCCAUCAAAUAACCUAUUUCUCCGCGAAAGGUUAUGGAAUAAUUGCUCCUGACCUUCUUGGAUUUGGCGGCACCUCCAAACCGCUGUCAGCCCAUUUCUACAAGUUCAAAGACAUGGCCUCGGACUUAUAUGAAAUUUUGUCUUUACACUCCAUUUCUGAAUCUCAUAAAGUAUUGGGUGUAGGACAUGAUUGGGGGAGUGCUAUGCUUUCACGCAUGGUGAACUAUCAUCCGGAAAUUUUCAAGAAAUUAGUGUUUCUAGAUGUGGGAUACCAGGCACCUGAUGGACCGGCUUUCAAUUUCGACAUGGUGAAAUUGAUCAAUGCUCAAGUUAAGAAGAUGGCUGGGUUUGAAAUCUUUGGAUAUUUCUUUUUGAUGGAUGAGGAGGAUAGUACCGAGUUGUUGGACAACAAUCCCGAAUCUGUUAUGUCCCUGUAUUAUAGCCUUGACAAUGAGCUAGGCAAAGAACAUAUGGGAGCCACUGGCGGCUUUCGCAAAUGGCUUGAGGGGAGUAUGUUAGCUCCAUAUCCGCAUUUUGUAACGAGUGAGGUGAGUGAAGAUAAUUCUGUUUAUGUUUAUGUAAAAAGCGUGAUGCAAGAAUCGAUGCUGAAACAUAUCUCACAAUCAGGACGUGGAACAUUCAAAAAUACAUUCUCGCCCCAAAAUGGCGGCUUUGGUGCUGCAAAGAAUUGGUAUACUAUGCAACUUCAUGGGAUUAACGAAGAUGACGAUAAAGCAAUCCCCAAAGAGCGCACAGUUGUUCACCAACCAACUCUCCUCAUAACGUCCACCAAUUUCAUUAGCUCUGGCGCCGAUUUUCCUUCGCAAAUGAAACCUUACAUUCCAGAUUUUAGAGUUGAAAGAUGGGAAGGUGGUCAUUGGAUUCAAUUAGAGAAGAGUGAUGAGACAAAUGCAUUGUUGGGGGAGUUUUUUGAGGAGAUUUAAAGAGGGAAGGAGAUAAGGUGGCUAAUGGAUGGGCCACAUGAUAUGAUUCUAAUCUUUCGUAUUGAAGUUGAUACAAGUCGAUGACUAGAGUGAGUGGAAUUAGUGAAAUGGUUCACAGAAAUAUAACUACAUUGCAUUAUCAGAUCGUGCAUCAUCUCGUUCGUUUGAU
Botrytis sinoallii is the source of this 1255-nucleotide messenger RNA. RefSeq lists its product as uncharacterized. NCBI's taxonomy places the organism in Eukaryota, Fungi, Ascomycota, Leotiomycetes, Helotiales, Sclerotiniaceae. The coding region runs from base 1 to 1086 and encodes 361 amino acids. The transcript has 3 exons. The record is from RefSeq and is a predicted model, not a curated record. Gene Ontology annotation, molecular function: catalytic activity.